CAAAAUCAACAAAAAUACAAACUCAGAUCCAAGAACACAAAUCCAGAAAUUAAAAAAAAAAAAAAGAGAUAGAACGAACUACACAUCAAGAGAUUGAACUAACAAGAUGAAAGAUCUGGGUUUUAAUUAGAGCGAGAUCUUGGUGCAAAGCUCAUCGGAGCUGAGAAAUUGAGUUUGUUACAAAAAACUUUUAGAAAUCUCCCUCAUUCACUCUCUUUCCUUUUAGUUUUUCUUUUUUUUUCAAUUUUCCCCAAAUCUCUGUCUCCGAUCAUCCUCUCCAAUUUUAACCAAAACACCCUAUAUUUCUCAUUCUUAAAUAGUUAAAUAUAUUUCUCUCUCACUCUGAACAAGAACAGCAAAAACAAGAAAAAGAAAUCAUGGAUUUCAAAUCCCUUUUCCACCGGAAAAAGAAAACCGAUUCCUCCAACAGUCUUUCUCUCAAUUCAUCGACGACAACAACCACAACUACAAAUUCAAACACGAACUCAGGAUCGCUAGACACACCAACCCAGAUGGCGGAAUUCGAACAAGUCUUCAAGAAAUUUGAUGUCAAUGGAGACGGCAAGAUCUCGGCCUCUGAAUUAGGAUCCAUCAUGGGAAGCUUAGGCCACCCAGCCACAGAGGAAGAGCUCGAAAAGAUGAUUGUCGAGGUGGACGCUGACGGGGAUGGGUUUAUUGACCUAAACGAGUUCGUGGAACUGAACACAAAGGGUGUGGAUUCCGACGAGGCCAUCGACAAUCUGAAAGACGCGUUUUCGGUUUACGACAUGGAUGGAAAUGGAGUUAUUUCGGCGGACGAAUUGCAGAAAGUGAUGAGGAGUCUGGGGGAUGGGUUUUUUUAUUUUUUAUUUUUUAUUUUUUAUUUCUGAGUUUGUGUUGUUAAUCUGGAUUUGUGUUCUUGUUCAUUGCAUGUUGAUUUUGUUUUAAAGGAUAUAUAUUUUUUUUUUUAAAAAAUUUUAUAUAGAGUAGGAUAGUCAAUAAUAGCAAAUUGAAUUGUUAAUCACGGGUGAGCGCAGUGAGCCCAAGUCUAAACAUAAUUAAAAAGGGUUCAAACUAGCCUAAAAAGGACAAAGCCUUUUGGAUGAGUGGAAUGAGAUUUAUUUUUAUUCUUAUGUUAGUCACGGUUGAACCCAAGUCUUAACAUAAUGGAAAAGGGUUCAAACUAGUCUAUAAUGGACAAUUUCUUUUGGACGAGUGGAAUGAGAUUUAUUUUUAUACUUAUUUAAUUUUUUUAAUUUUUUAUUAUUAUUUUUUUUUUUAAAACGCAGUU
Molecule: messenger RNA, 1270 nt
Organism: Quercus lobata
Lineage: Eukaryota; Viridiplantae; Streptophyta; Magnoliopsida; Fagales; Fagaceae
Product: probable calcium-binding protein CML25
Exons: 1
Coding region: 378-869 (163 amino acids)
Molecular function (GO): calcium ion binding
Source: RefSeq, a predicted model, not a curated record